GUGUAGUGGUUAUCCUGCGACGAAUAUGAUUGUUGACAGGUCGAACUACUGACAUUAGGCAAUUAUUCGUUUGUUCUUGACUAGUCUAUUGUUAAGCCAAUGUCAGUAUUAUUAUACCUGCCCAACAAUGAGUUUAGUGUACGGGUAACUUAGCAGAAAGGUUAGGUGAUGUUUAACAGCGCGUCUUCAUAAAAGAAAAGAAAAGAGAAAAGGACUACGAUGUUGCAUCGAUCCUACAAAUUUCUGAACUUCAUUCGGAGCACAAGUAUUCGAUGCAACGUCGAUCGGUUGGGCGUAUACCAGGUUGAAUUUAUCAGAAGACACGCCAGUAUUUUUAUAAUACCCAAAUAUGGCACUCGGUACAAAAUGUGCAAGUUCACAAGUUCUCAAAGAAUUCUCAUUAAUGGGAAAGUGGACAAGUAUGAUGAUCGGAGAUCGAUCUAUACGACGAGAUUUUUAUCCGAUGAUGCGAAGACUAAGAAGGACAAGUCUGAAAAAAUAGUUGGGGAUUCCCAACAGAGAAUAAUAGAAUUAGAUGAAGAGAAACUAGGUAAAUUAAAGGAAAGAGUAUUAGAUAUAGAACCAAUUAGUCCAGUUGACAAAAGCAGAGUAGAGACUGGGGAAACGGCGAAGCUUGCCGAAAAGCAGUCCGCGGAGUCCAAAGAAUCAUUGAAAGACGAUGUUUUAGAUACACUGAAGAAAGCGAAGAAGAAGAUCAGAGUUGACAAGUCGACAUCUUCCUUGGAACGUAACUUUAUCACACCUGUGAGAGCUAUGUCCGACUUCUUGUUGAAGCCCACUGACUUGGAGACUCUGCCAAAAACCAAGAGACGCUCACCCUACGAGCUCGAGCCACCCAUCACGGUUUACUGGAGGAAGGAUGUUGAGGCCAAAGCGUUAGAAGUGUGGGGUUCGCGGGAGGCUUUGCUGAAGGAGAUCCUGAAGAAAGAGGUCGAGCGGAAGAUCUAUCAGCAAAAUGUCUUCACGGUCAAGCGAAGGUUGAGGGAUUACAGGCGAGAGAUCGGCAGCAAGACGGAAAUAAUCCAGAAGGAAGGUCUCUUCGGCAGAUCCGGCAAAGUGGUGUUGACCGCAGUAGCGAUAAACGCCAGCAACUUCUUCUGCAAAUUGGUCGCCUGGUUGUACACCGGCUCGCACAGUAUGUUCUCCGAGUGCAUACACUCCGCGGCGGACACGUGUAAUCAGCUGAUUCUCGCGUACGGUAUUCACAAGUCGGUACAGAAUCCCAAUCCCGACCACCCGUACGGCUACACGAACAUGAAGUAUGUUUCCUCGCUGAUAUCGGGCGUAGGUAUCUUCUGCGUCGGUACCGGUCUCUCCGUCUACCACGGGAUUCACGGGCUCUUGUUCCCCGAGUCACUGGAUUCCCUCUUCUGGGCGUACUUCGUCCUGGGCGGAUCCCUGCUCUCCGAAGGCGCGACAUUAAUGAUGGCGUUGCAUUCUGUGAGGAAGGGCGCGGAAGAGAAGAAAGAGAGCUUCAAGCAGUACGUCCUGGAAGGGCAGGAUCCAUCCGUGAACGUUGUACUCAUGGAGGACUUUGCAGCCGUACUCGGCGUGAUCGGUGCGGCCGGAUGUAUGGGUUUGACUUCGUAUUUAGGGAAUCCGAUGUUCGACGCCAUCGGUUCGCUCCUGGUCGGCGGCCUCCUCGGCGGAGUGGCAUCUUUUAUUAUUUACUCGAACGUCGCCGCCCUCGUAGGCAGAAGUAUUUCACAAGAGAAUCUCGAUAAGAUCAAUGCUGAAUUAGAAGCGGAUAUAAUGGUCCGCGCCAUACACGAUGUGAAAGGCAUCGAUAUGGGCAAUAAUUUAGUAAGGUACAAAGCCGAAUUGGAUUUUGAUGGGCGGGAACUAACAAGAUCUUACCUAGACAAGCAUGAUCUUGUCACGAUGCUAGAGGAAGUAAAGAGUAUGCAGAAUAUCGAUGAAUUAGAAACCUUCCUACUGAGACAUGGCGAAAAUAUCGUAGACAUGCUUGGUGGGGAGAUCGAUAGAAUAGAAUUAAAGCUGAAGAAAAAUCAUCCCGAGAUACGGCAUUGUGAUUUAGAAAUUCUAUAAGCAUUCAUCAAGAUGAUUUUCUAAGUUCAAUUUAGGUGAAAAUCGAUGUAAAAUAUUCAACUAAAAAAUAUAUAUAUAUAUUUAAUAUA
Dinoponera quadriceps is the source of this 2159-nucleotide messenger RNA. It is a transcript of the gene ZnT49B, whose product is annotated as zinc transporter 9. Gene Ontology annotation, molecular function: monoatomic cation transmembrane transporter activity. The transcript is spliced from 11 exons. NCBI's taxonomy places the organism in Eukaryota, Metazoa, Arthropoda, Insecta, Hymenoptera, Formicidae. Gene Ontology annotation, cellular component: membrane. Gene Ontology annotation, biological process: zinc ion transport; transmembrane transport. The coding region runs from base 220 to 2070 and encodes 616 amino acids. The record is from RefSeq and is a predicted model, not a curated record.